AGAUAAUAAUGGCCAAAAUAAUUUAGUAUUUUGGUCCUCCUCGCCAGGGAGGGCGGUAUUGAUGUGGCCGGCAGCAGCGGUUGUGUGUCUCAGCGAGGGGAGUGGCGGAGUCGUGGAUCUGUAGUGUCGCCUGGCCGGCGUGAGGGCGGUAGCUGUGUAGCUAACUAGCUAGGUAGAUGGUGUUGCUGCUGCGGUACACGGAACAGAGAUCUGAGAGCGGAAUAGUUGAUAUUCAGAAAGCUUGUUAGCAGUACAGCCUGUGAGCUACCACCAUGGCUCUGUACGAAUAUGUCACUCAGGAACAACUGUCCGGCUUCGACAAGUACAAGUACAGCGCGGUGGACUCCAACCCCUUGUCUGUCUACAUCAUGCACCCGUUCUGGAACUCAGUAGUGAAGGUGAUGCCCAGAUGGUUAGCUCCCAACCUCAUCACGUUCACUGGCUUCAUGUUCCUGGUCUUCAACUUCCUCAUGCUCGCUUUCUACGACUAUCACUUCGACGCAUCUGCGGAAGGACACACACACGUGCCAAGCUGGGUUUGGGUUGCGGCGGGACUCUUCAACUUCCUGGCGUAUACCCUGGAUGGUGUGGAUGGUAAGCAGGCGAGGCGUACCAACUCCUCCACUCCACUGGGGGAGCUGUUCGACCACGGCCUGGAUAGCUGGGCAUGCGUGUUCUUCGUGGCAACAGUCUACUCCAUAUUUGGGCGUGGGGAGAGCGGUGUGGGCGUGGUCACGUUGUACUACAUUCUGUGGGUGGUGCUGUUCUCCUUCAUUCUGUCACACUGGGAGAAAUACAACACCGGAAUUCUGUUUCUGCCCUGGGGCUAUGACAUCAGCCAAGUGACCAUCUCUAUAAUCUACAUUGUCACGGCGGUGGUUGGUGUGGAAACUUGGUACGAGCCCAUCUGGUGGAACUUCCAUUACAGAGACCUCUUCACUUUCAUGAUCCUCGGUUGUUCCUUCACUGUGACGCUUCCCAUGAGCCUCUACAACGUCUUCAAAGCAUCGCGUAAUAACUCUCUGAAACACAGCAGUAUUUACGAGGCCUUUCUCCCCUUCCUGUCUCCCGUACUCCUGUUUCUCCUGUCCACCGUCUGGGUGAUAUUCUCCCCGUCAGACAUUCUUCAGCAGCAGCCCCGUGUCUUCUACCUUAUGGUGGGAACGGCCUUCGCCAACCUCACUUGUAAACUAAUUGUGUGUCAGAUGAGUAAUACUCGUUGCCAACCACUGAGCUGGUUGUUGGUUCCUAUGGCGACAGUGGUGUUGUUGGCGGUUACCGGCCUGGUCACUAACGAGACACUGUUGAUCUACGCGUGGACAGCUAUUGUCAUCCUCACACACGUACACUAUGGAGUGUCAGUGGUCCACCAGCUCAGCAGUCACUUCAACAUCUUUGCCUUCUCCCUGAAGAAGCCCAGUGCCGACUGACAGGAAGAGGAGCGAAUCGGCUUGACGGCAGCGGAGGUUUAGACCCUCCCACCUCCAUCUGAAGCCAACCGACACUUCACUCUCAUCACCACCUCCCUCCCUCCCCCACCAAACCACACACACACCCCCCACUAGCCCCCCUCCUGGACAGUGUCAGUUUGGGGGGGGGGUGGUCCUCAGGACUUGAGAGGCCAAACCCCGGGCUCUGGGUUCCGUGGCUGUUGAUAGGUUGAGCCGAUGAGCCAAUGAGAUGUUGUUUCCUACGGAAAUGUUCUUCAGCCGACAGGACAGGUUCCCAGACCCCGUCCCCACAUGCGCACACACACACACACACACACACACACACACACACAGCUUACAGACACAUCACACUUGACACUUUACUCUUGAACGGUUUAAACACACAACAACACACUCACCCACAUGUAUACUCUUAUGAAUGUACAGGAUGUUAUUGCCUUGGGGAAAUGAUGUCUCGGUUAGUUUGACAGACUGCCCCACUCCUGACCUCUCAACCCUGCAGUCUGCCCGUCAGUCGCCGCGUGCCCAUUUUAUCCAGGGUAUGGAAGGCGGAGUCUAAGCUAGGAUCUGGUAUUUGAUUUGAACGACUGAGAGUCUUUAUAUGGGAACUUUAUUAUUAUUAUUAUUAUUGGGCUUUUUAUUUAGAAAGAAAUUUGAAGAAAUUGAUGGUUAAUGUAAUGGUUAUCUGACCCUUGGUGAUGAUGGUUACCCGUGUUGACUGUGAGGCUGGAUCUGGCCAAUCAGGGCACUUUGGGAGAGGGACAGAGGGUGAAAACACCCAAUCACGGACCUCGCUCAACGUGGGCUCCAGAAUGACCCCUGACCUGUGAACAAUAGUGACCCCUGACCUCUGCAGCCAGAACUAUGACCUCCAGACUCUUCCCACCUCUGAGGUGUCGUCGUGGCAACAGGCCGAUUCGCAGUCAAGUUUUUAAUUUUUUUUUAUUUGCUCUGUGUUCCUUCAUCUCUGAUAGCUGGGGAUGUGUGUUUGUGUGUGUGAGCCUGCGUGCGUUUGCUACCAAUGAAUGAAGAGUGCGUCUGAAAGCCGUCAGUGGAUUAGGCGUACUCUGAGGGUAUUGGCGGCCACAGGAGAAACCAUGACGACCACGACCACACCCCCAACAACUGUCUGUUAGUCUACCACCUGGUGUACACCUGUCUCUGUCUGUCUGUCUUAUGGCGUCCUAAAUGACACCCUAUUUUUCAUCAUAAUGUGCACUCUUAAGGAGUCUAGGUAGUAGAAGUGCACUACAUGGGGAAUAGGGCACCUAUUGUUUGUUUAACACUGGUUCAAUUAGUUCAGAUGUCAUUUAGACCAAAGGAGGUAUCCUGAUUGGCCUUUAGUGACAUCACAACAAUGACGCCAUAGAUAUGUUAACUGGAGGUGUGUGCGCGUGUGUGUGUGUGAGUGUGUGCGUGUGCUUGUUUGUGAGUGUGUACAUGUACAUUUGUUUGGAUGUUAAAUUAAUGUCUGUAUAAAUAUAUCAUUAUUUUCUUUUGUUUUUUUUUAAGUAAAACUUUAAAUAAUGGAGAUGUGAAUCUGGAACUCCUCUGAACGGGACCAGGUUGGGACGAGAUCAUGUGAACUGGCCUUGUUUCCAUGAUAGGGCGCUACCAAUGAUGUGAACUCUGUCAGCCAUGUGUCUUUGGCCUAAAGUAGUCCUCCUUGUAAAGAUACCGGCCCAAUGUCUCGGUACUGGUUAUCCUCUAUGUAGAGAAACUGGCCCAGUGUCUCUGUACCGGUUAUCCUCUAUGUAGAGAUACCGGGCCAGUGUCUCGGUACCGGUUAUCCUCCCUCACUGGAGACAGAUGGGUCCAAGUGCCCUGGAUCAAUCUGCUCGGAGUCUGUCUGUAGAGUUCUUUAUUGUAAUAGAAGCCUCUGAGUCUGUCAUAGGAUGUGGUUACUAAACACAUUGAUAAUGAUUUUGUGUUGAAUGUGUAAAAAAGCAAAACAAAGGCCUGUUUAAAUUAAUAAAGUUGAUUUUUGUUGAUCCAUUCUA
Messenger RNA from Esox lucius (northern pike), 3451 nucleotides. RefSeq names its product selenoprotein I (gene selenoi). The record is from RefSeq and is a predicted model, not a curated record. Gene Ontology annotation, cellular component: endoplasmic reticulum membrane; Golgi apparatus. Lineage: Eukaryota; Metazoa; Chordata; Actinopteri; Esociformes; Esocidae. Gene Ontology annotation, molecular function: ethanolaminephosphotransferase activity. Gene Ontology annotation, biological process: phosphatidylethanolamine biosynthetic process. The transcript has 10 exons.